Messenger RNA from Colletotrichum scovillei, 2800 nucleotides. RefSeq lists its product as uncharacterized. NCBI's taxonomy places the organism in Eukaryota, Fungi, Ascomycota, Sordariomycetes, Glomerellales, Glomerellaceae. Bases 1200 to 2498 code for a protein of 432 amino acids. The record is from RefSeq and is a predicted model, not a curated record. The transcript has a single exon.
CUCCAUUUCGCCUUCAAUUCACCCGUCCGUUUUUCCCUCACUCCUUCCCGAUCUCUUUUUUGUCUUUCCCCCCUUCCCCCUCUUCUCCCUCUUGUAUGUCCAGUGUGUCUGUGUCUCAAUUCCUCAUCCCAAACCCGCCCGAUACCGCCAAUCGAAUCCAUCGUCAUCCUUCCAUGUGGUAGCGCAAUAGCAAGAGACAGAGAGAGACUGCCAGCACCCUAUACACACUCUCGAGAGUAACAUACCGCCAUAGGCCAACGUCUAUUCGCCCACGCGACCCAAGCCUCCGAGGCACCCUCAUCUUCAACCUCAAUCAUCUGGUCCUCCCUACUUUCUAAACCGUUCCGUCCGAGCCCGCCCGUCCAUCCAUCUUCAUCCGCCACUCCGACCGCCGUCUUGCGCUACGGUCCUAUUAUCUCACCCUAAGGACCAAGGUACUCUGCGACCUCUGCCUUUACUCGCCUACUGAGGUGCAUUGCAAGUUUCUUUUUUAGUUCCUGCCAGCUGGAUUGGACUGCAGACUGCACCGGUUGCUGUCACGCCUGCGCCUGUGCUUCUUCCUCUUACACGCACCCCCUUCGAGAAUAGCAUCCGUCCAGGACAUCACUCAACCUUGAAACCUCACUCUGUCCUCCGUCCUCCCAACACCAAACGUCGAUACUCCCAGUACCUGGAGGGGUCGCACAGGCCGAGCCACUUUUAAAGCAUUUCGCGCCCCCGUACCGAAACUGUGUCUUGGGCUCUGCGCCGGUGAUUCACUUCAAUGGCGCUUUAGACUUCCCAAGCUCCCUCUGGCGCUGGCACGCGGUCCUUUCCCUUCCCUGAGCAACUCAUCUUAGGUUCAAAGGCGCCGUAUCCUACCUUACCGUCCCCUUCCCGUACCUCACCUUAUCCUGGCUACCUUGAACAUCCGCUUUGCCUGUUUGGACCACCUUUCCUCCUCGUGGUCCCUGUCACUUUCCUCCCACUUGGACACUUAUUUCCUCCCCGCGAACCACUCGAUCCAACAAGUCGACACCCCGUCUAUAUCACCCCCCUCGACACCCACACCUAACACACACAUACGCACACACACAACCACCUACCUCUUCGAACACUCCCCGAAUAUAUACUUUGCCUUCCAUGUGUACUAGAAAUACCGGGCACCGAAUACACUCCAGACCUUCUCCCCACGCCGGGGUUACGGCCAUACCGCAAACAUGUCAUUACCAGUCGCCAUCCAGUCGGCGAUUUUCUACUACCUCGCAUGUACACCAUGUAACGAGAUGAAGGCUUUCCGAAAGGCCAAGAAGAAGGCCAAAGAGGAUAGGGAGGUGAAGAGGAAAAUAGAGAUGGAGCAACCAGGACUCUACCGUCAUCCGGACCCCUUUCACACAAACCCAUUUUGGGCCGAAGAGAUGGCAGCAGGACCACAUCUACCCAAAAAGUCAACCAACAAGAAUUCAAGCCAGAGAGGUCUGGCGAGUGCAGGCCGGACGAGCACAGCCGCGAGUUUUGGCGGAGCAAGCACCGUUGCCGAGAGUACUAGCCCUGCGACCCCGACAAUAAGUGCCUCAACGGCUGGUCGAAAGCUGUCCGGCGAGGGUUGGAAUAGAGAGCUGUACCAACGAGAGGAUGAGGAGCUUUGGGGCCACAACUUUACCGGCAUGGGUCACAAGCUGAUGGACAAUAUCGCAAAGGCCGGAAACACGGCCGGACGCUACAUGGAGGAGAAGUUGGGCCUGGAGAAGCCCAUCACAGAUGAGGACCGCGAGAACUUUUACCGUACACCGAGAAACCCGCCCGUCAACGAGUACCACCCGCCGAUAGUAGGAAGCAAGCCCUCCCGUCCGGACGCUCUCAAGUGGAUGCUACAGCCGCCGCCCCCUGCCAAGCUUAUGGAGGGCCGCAUUCCCGUCGCCAGGACCCAGAGCACCAGCACAGUUGGAAGCAGGAGAACAAUGGCGUCUGAGGACACUCCCUUGGACAGACUGGUCCGUGAAAAGGCGUUGAAGAAGAAGUUGCGGCAACAGGGAGAGAAGCUGCCCUUGGAGGAGACACCUUCGGAAUCGGAGUUGAUCGACUCACUCAUCGGCAGGCGGUCACGGCGGACAACGGUAUCGAGCAGGGGCAUGUCCAACCGUAGCCGCAGCCUUUCGCUAGAUUCUGAAGUAUCUUCAGACGGCGAGCUGGUGGAACGUCGGCGUAUCGCCCGUGCUCGACGUGUUCCCAUGACGCCCGAGGAAACCUCUUCAGACGAGGACGACUUUGUCCAGCACCGCACGUGGGAUUCGUUGGGAAAGUCGAGUCCUCCCCGACGGCCCAAGCUAGAGACCAUUAAGAGCUCCCGCUCCAACUCCAGGCAAGCAUUAAAGGCACGUCCCAACGGCACGAAGCCAGAUGUUGCAUCUAAGGACAACUCUGACGUCACGCCCAAAGCGUCUGCCAACCCUAUUAUCAACCGCACCGCGGAUGAGAACACGCCUACCACUGUCACCGCUACCACAACGGUAUCAUGAUGUUGGAUACCUGCAACGAACUAGGUCGAACAGACAGCCGACCAGAACACACUUUCUCCAGUUGUCUCUGGAAUUCCCCGUCAUCAUUUGACGAGGGUCAUCUACUGCAUUAUUUACUCCCAGAGAGGGGCAUAGCGUUCAUGGGAAGGAGCAUUUGCAUUUUUCGGAAAUGGGAUUCGGCAUCGAGGCGUUAAGAGGCGUGCUGCCAAAAAAGCAAGAGAGCAAGCAUACGGUGGGCAAUUGGGUGUUUUCAAAAAUGGGGUCCGGGGUCUUUGGGUUGGUUUUGUUCAAAAGAGGACGAG